AUGGCGGACGUGUACUUCAACUCCUUCGGGUUCUUCUGGAAUGACAAGGACUCUGUGGUGCCCAACGCUUGCCUGUCAAGACAAUUAGGCAAUAUCUUCAACCGGAGCGUCCCGCUCGACAUCGAGAGCUUUGAAAAGGUGGUGGUGCUCACGCAGGGGUAUGGAGACUCGUACUACCACUUUGUUGUGGAAAGCCUAUCCCGACUACCCGUCGUGCUUGACGUUCUUAAAGAAAACCCCGACAUCCAGGUCGCCGUGCCCCGUCGCCGCGACAGUAGCAAGGAAUACAUUUAUCAGUUCCUGGAGCUGCUCGGUGUAGCAAGAGAGCGCGUCCGAUUUGUGAGGAAGGUUCACGCAGGCCUUGCUAUUAUUCCUUCCUCGACAGUGUGCUUUAGGGCAAACGCGGCGCCGAUCACCAUGCUGAGGCACGCCCUCUUGCAGGUUCAAGAGGCGCUGAAGCUGAACUUUCCGGAGUUUAGGGUCGUAGAGUUUUCGGGUGCAGGUUCCAUCAGGUCACAGCUGAAGAUCUUCGCCACGGCAUCCGUAAUCGUGGGACCCCAUGGGGCUGGCCUGGCAAACAUGAUUGCAUCACCGCUACGCACGCCGGUCCUAGAGAUUGCUCCGACAAACUGUCCCUCGUGCUUUUUGACUCUCGCCGUGAAGCAUCUCGCUGACGGUGGUACAACGGCGCUUUUCGUGUUCUUUUCAACACCACGAGCGCAGCUCCAGCAUAUCUACGCCAGGCACCCGGGUGGGAAUCAGUGGAAUGACACAUGCUCAUUUUUUUACGAACCUCCAGUCGACGAAGUCGUUGAUCUCGUCAGGAAUCUCUUGGUGGCCAAGCGCCAGGCCGACGCCGCAGCCCCACCUUGA
Ectocarpus siliculosus is the source of this 873-nucleotide messenger RNA. The record is from the annotation of a GenBank genome assembly. Lineage: Eukaryota; Phaeophyceae; Ectocarpales; Ectocarpaceae.